UCCGGGCUUGCUUUUGCACAGGCGGCGAGCCCUUGGCCCGGGCGCUCCGUCUUUGCAAGCAGAGAUCCGCCGAAGGGGCUGGGAAGGAAGACUGCAAGCAAGCCCUCCUUGCGGUUUUUAAAUCUUUUUUGGACCGGAUUGGGCCGUCGAGAUGAAGGGUUGUCAAAACGACUGUGCAGCUGGAUGUACAGCAGCAGCCGCAAAGCAUGUGACCGAAUCGUUCAAGGCUGCCGACUUAAUCAUCAACCCCUCUACCACUUUCAAGGAAAAGCCAGACCCCAACGGCCUUGUGUUUGGAACUGUGUUCUCAGACAACAUGCUGUUUAUAGAAUGGUCCUUAGCUUCAGGUUGGGAGAAACCUCAUAUCAAGCCUCUGGAGAACCUCUCUGUUCAUCCUGCCAUAUCGGCCUUCCACUACGCCGUAGAACCAAGAGGACUGACAGAGGCGAAACUGCUCCACAUGCUGUGGCUCAAUGAAUACACACUCUUUGAAGGCAUGAAAGCUUACCGAGGAGUGGACGGCAAAAUCCGCCUCUUCCGACCCAGGUUGAACAUGGACCGGAUGCUGCGGUCGGCUGUACGAGCCACUUUGCCGGGGUUUGACAAAGAAGAGCUUUUGGAGUGUAUCCGGAAACUCGUGGAAGUCGAAAAGGAGUGGGUGCCGUUUUCAACUUCUGCCAGCCUGUAUAUCCGCCCUACUUUGAUUGGAACAGAGCCAUCCCUUGGAGUCAAGAAGCCAUCGAGGGCCCUCUUGUACGUGAUCCUAAGCCCCGUGGGUCCAUACUUCUCAAGCGGAAGCUUUAAUCCUAUAUCCUUGUGGGCAGAUCCAAAAUACGUCAGAGCCUGGAAAGGAGGAACAGGGGACUGCAAACUGGGAGGGAACUAUGGAUCUUCUAUUUAUGCCCAGCGUGAAGCUAUGGAGUUAGGGUGUCAGCAGGUUCUGUGGCUCUAUGGGGAAGACCAUCAAAUUACAGAAGUCGGGACCAUGAAUCUCUUCCUGUAUUGGCGGAAUGAAAAUGGAGAGGAGGAGCUGGCAACUCCACCACUAGAUGGCAUCAUUCUUCCUGGUGUGACGAGGCAGAGCAUUUUAGACCUGGCACACAAGUGGGGAGAAUUUAAAGUGUCCGAGCGAUACAUCACCAUGAGCGAUUUGACAACUGCCUUGAAGGAUCGCCGAGUGAAGGAGAUGUUUGGUGCUGGAACGGCUUGUGUUGUGUGCCCUAUUUCAACAAUAUUGUAUAUGGGCGAGAAUUUGCACAUUCCAACCAUGGAGAAUGGACCUCAGAUAGCUACCCGUUUUUUGAAACAACUGACUGAUAUCCAAUACGGAAGAGAAGACAGUGAGUGGACAAUCGUGGUGUCCUGAAUGCAAAGGACAAGGAAGGCUCAGACCUCCUGGAAAGAGAACAAGGCAGGCCGACGUACCAUCUGAACAAUGACCAGUUGUACCGUAGCUCCGCGUAGCGUAGUCCGUGUGUUAUCACUUUGUUCCUGGGCUUAGUGGGGUGGGGGGGGGAAUGGUGUCCACAUGCCAGGGAAUGUGAACACAGUCGUUUGAUUUUCUACUGUGAUUUUGCUCUAGAGUAGAAAUCUGUCUUCUGGUAGAGGUGCUAGAUGUAAGCAAUAGACACUUUUCCGACAGUUUUCUUGAUGCCCCCUCGUGUCCUCGGUACAGUUGACAGAUGUGUUUAAAAGUUCUUCAACUGCUCUUCAGUUCAAGCCAAGUACUCUUUGCAUUACCUUUUGAGCCACAGAUUGCUACCUAUAGCACAGUUGCCAAAUGUCUCAGAGGUAUCCUUUUGCUAUCUCCGAGUCUUCUCAUUAUUCCCAGGUUGGGAAGAUGAUAAAACUGUUCUGGUUUUGUUUUCGUUUUUUUAAUCUUUUCUAUUGUUCCUUUGACUGUUGUGGGAUAUUUCUCUUAAAUCCCCAGGGUGCUUUUUGCUUUUUCCUAUUUAAUACUUUGGUUGUGGAGACCAUGACUAGGAGUUUGCAAUUUGGGUUCAGAAUUCGGUAAAAAAUACCGAAUAUUACCUGAUUUGGGAAAAUUUGGUAUUACCAAACCCGAAUCAACUGAAAUUUUUCCCCUGUGCACACCCCUAACCAUGACUCAUAGGGGCAGAAUUUUCUAAAUGAAAAUGAUUCAGUUUGGUGCUGGUUUGGUGCCACUUUGGUGCCUGGUAAUACCAUGCCUUGGAUGAAUUCUGAUAACCUUUCUUUUCUCCCUGCAAAAUGACCUCUGAGGGGUACACACAGGGCUGGCCCAAGGAUUUUGUGUGCCCUAGAUUAGGACACCAAGCUACCCUCCCACAGGGAGAUUUUGUUUCCUAGCUUGCCCUCUUUUUGAGCUAGCUUUAAGACAUCUUUUGCCAAAGGUUACUUAUGAUAGUGUUCCAUUAGUUACCGUUAUUGUCACUUUAAGGGGAAGAAUUGGAUUACAUUGGUAAAAUAACCAAUGAAAUAGUAUGAAAAACCAGUUCUCUGUUUGUGGUUGCACUAACAGUACUUAGAGAGCUGAGAAGUAUUUAUUUUUUUCUAUAAAAGAGAGGGUGAAAUUUUGGGAAACUUAACAAUGUUCCUCUUUUGUAACUGAACCUACCUCUAACACCUUGAAAUACAUUCAGCAUCUCUC
Molecule: messenger RNA, 2629 nt
Organism: Eublepharis macularius
Lineage: Eukaryota; Metazoa; Chordata; Lepidosauria; Squamata; Eublepharidae
Gene: BCAT1
Product: branched chain amino acid transaminase 1
Exons: 12
Coding region: 152-1366 (404 amino acids)
Biological process (GO): L-valine biosynthetic process; L-leucine biosynthetic process
Cellular component (GO): mitochondrion
Molecular function (GO): branched-chain-amino-acid:2-oxoglutarate transaminase activity
Source: RefSeq, a predicted model, not a curated record